GCGAUUAAAGUUGAGCAUCCAAGUAUUACCCCGGUUCCGCGUCCCAGAACAUCGUCGCUAGCAAAUUUACGCCGCGGCGGCAAGCCGUGCACGCCGGUCAAAUCUAACACAACAUCCUUUACCCGGCAAUCGCAUGCGUUGGAACCACGCUUUCCGCGCUCCAUUUCUAUUCAACUGCACCGCUCGCUGAACUUGUCGGAGAUUUUGCAUACUGAUAUUCUGCGACCCUCACAGCAUCUCUACCGUUACUUCCCAGCCUUGGUUCUGACUCGUGGGACCAUGUCAAUAGCCUAGGGCCGACCGACAACACAUUAGGUUCAUCGAACGAAUCUCCUUCUUCUGCGUCUGGCAGUUCUGCCAUGCCUGCAAUUCAUACACUCCCUCGCAAUCCGACCGGACCUUUGGGCAUUGAUUCACCCAUGGCUCCUGAGCUUACGCCGGCGCCCAACGGCUGGGCUCGUCCGAACGCGCACGCUGCCUCACAAGCCUCGAAGACGUCACAGUACAUCGACAAAAUCACAUCCGAGAACGAGAAGCUGAAGAGAGAGCUAAAAGCCGAAAGGCUUGCGCGAGAAGAGGAAGCAAAACGCGUGACGGCCGCACGCUCGAAAGCCGAAGACUCCCGCGCCGAGCACCAGCACCUACAACUACUCGUCGACACAAACGCAAGGGCGUUGGAGAGAAAGGACAGGAAGCUGGAGGAAAUGAAGGUCCAACUUGAGCAAGAGGCCAAGAGAAGGAGGGCUGCCGAGCAGAGGGCAGAGGAGGCCCUGAAAAUGCUGGGAGACACGCGCUCAGAGACGCAACGCCAGCUCGCACUCGCAUACGAGCAGAAACACCUUUCCGAAACAAACGCUGACACGGCCCGCGAAGGCUACAAGCGCAUGACCGAUGGUUAUGAGAAGAAGAUCAAGUAUAUCACCGAGCAAAUGAACGAACUACGGCAAAAGCAGUACGAAGAUGCAGACAAAAUCAAGCGGCAAGCCAUCAUCAGCGAUCAACUACAACAUGAACUCUCCCGCAGACAACGGACAGAGACCAAGAUGGUCGACAUGAUGGGACAAUACAAGCGCGAACACCAGAAGGAAAUGGAGGAUUUGACAAGAGAGGCUGAGCAGCUGCGAGUGGCAGUGCCCAAGAAGGAAGAGGAGGCGGCGAGAUUGGUUCAAGAACUGCAAGAGACCGGAGACAAGAUGAAGUGGGUGAUGGCGCAGCACCAGCGACAACUCUAGUUGUCCGCGCUCUUUACGACUGUUAUGAUCAUUUUGCGCUAGAAUCGGAUUUGUACGAUAUCUCGACUGACGUUGAUUAUGAGCGAGCAUUCUGGGGAACAGGCGCUUUCUGGGCUUUGCACCGGGUUGGAAGUGGUAUGACUGAGGGUUUCUGCACCAACUCCAGGCGUUUUGUAGGGCUAACAACCCUUUGUGGUCCUUUUCGGAAAGCUGAUGUCGACAUGAACACCAUACCCCAGCUAGAAACAUACUCAUCCUAGCCGAUCUCGCAUCUUUAUCUCUUGCCACUUUUCCUGAUACAAUACGAGUUCUUGUCCUUGCAAAUAAUUCAAUGUAGU
This is a messenger RNA of Paraphaeosphaeria sporulosa, 1570 nucleotides long. RefSeq lists its product as uncharacterized. The transcript is spliced from 2 exons. The coding region runs from base 360 to 1232 and encodes 290 amino acids. The record is from RefSeq and is a predicted model, not a curated record. NCBI's taxonomy places the organism in Eukaryota, Fungi, Ascomycota, Dothideomycetes, Pleosporales, Didymosphaeriaceae.